CCAGUGACGGAGCGGGCGGCAUGGCGGAGGGAUCGGCCUGUGCUGGCCCCUCUAUCCGCUAUUUCUGCACGGCCGGCCGGGGCCUGGAACCCUUCCUGCUUCGGGAGGUGCGGGCCCGGCUCGGGGCCACGCAGGUGGAGUAUGUUUCAGGAAAAGUUUUCUUUACCACCAAUUCUGAGUUGAGUAAAUUGAAGAACCUGAAGUCUGGAGAACGAUUAUUUUUGCUGCUGAAAAAACAUGCACCAAUUUCUCCCUCUAGAAAUAAAGGAAAAGUAUUUAAUGAAAUUCAAAAACUUGUAAUUGAGGACCCCAGAUGUUGGCUGGAUAUUAUUUCCAUUUGGAAACAUCUUCAUGGAAAUAAGGUUGAACAAGGAAACCUCUCUAAAGAAAAUCCAGAAUCCCUGAAACGAAAAUCAGAAGAUGAGAUAAGUAUCAUAAGAAAAAAACAGAAGAGAGAACAAAUAUUAGAGACAGUUUCUGAUGAAUGCCAUGUGGAAGAGCAAAAGAAAAGUAUGGCACUAGAAACAAACAACGACAUGGACUUUUUAAUCGAAAGAGAAACUUUUCUAGAAGAGACAUCUGAAAGUAGAAUAGAGAAAUCAGUUGAUAGCAAUAACCACAGCUUCAGUUUCAGAGUUUCUUGUCGCUGUAGUGGAGCAAUUGCAAAAGUAUUUACUUCACAGGAAGUGGGAAGAGUACUUGGAAUAACUCUUAUAAAAGAGCUUGGGUGGAAAGCAGAUUUGAGAAACCCUGAUCUAGAGCUCUUUGUACAUCUAAAUGAUAUUUACUCAGUCGUGGGGAUUCCUGUCUUCAGACUUCCACUGGCGUCCAGAGAGUAUAUCCAAACUGCAGGACUCCGAUCUACUGUUGCAUGGGCUAUGGCAUCUCUUGCUGAAAUCAGUGCUGGUGCAUUUGUUUUAGAUCCUAUGUGUGGAUUAGGAACAAUACUGUUGGAAGCUGCAAAAGAAUGGACUAAUGUACAUUACUUGGGUGCUGAUAUAAAUGAUUCACAGCUACAAGGUGCACAUGAAAAUAUUAAGGCUGCAGGCUUGAUGGAUAAAAUUGAGUUACUUAAAGCAUCUGUCACAGCAUUGCCAUUACCUUCAGAAAGUGUUGAUGUUGUGAUUUCAGACAUUCCAUUUGGGAAAAAGUUCAAGAUAACAAAAGACAUAAAGCUUCUACCAAAUAUUCUUCGAGAAAUGGAAAGAGUGCUUCAUGUUGGAGGGACAGUUGUAUUACUUGUGAGUCAAGAUGUCCACAAGCACAUGGGUGGCUGUAUUAGCAAUUGUGUUGAAAAUGACACCUCUUUGAACGCCACCCGUGACAACAAGAAUGGAGCUGCUGUGGUGAAAGACUUGAAUCCCAAAGAGGAAAAUGGGAGUCCAAGAAGUAUUUCCUCUUCAAUUAAAGGUGUAGAAACUGAAUACUCCAAUAACAUUACAUGCUUUGGGUCUUUGGCAGCAGUAGAAUCCUAUGGAGUUAGCCUUGGAAAAACAGAUGCUUUCCUAUACAAAUAUAGGAAGAUGCCUGCUGCUGGAAUGCAGUAGAAUUCUGAAAGUGAACAUGGAUCUUAUUUGAAAGUAUAUUGCACUGAAACAACUGAACCAUGUCGGUCCUAAUUUGGGGCCAUAUUGUGCCACUGGUAAGCAAAUUUAUUUGGACAAUUUUACAGCAUUCCUUUUUCCCCUAUCUUCUUUGCUAAAGAAUUCAGUAGUCACAAGAUGGUGGAGACAGUCCUCCAGCAAUAUUAAGUUGGCCACAAUAAAAUGAGGCCAGAUCCUGAGGUCCUUACUCAAGCAAAGCAUCUGUUUACUUUAAUGAGUAAAAACCGAGCAAGGGUCUCAUGGUUUGGGCCGCACUCUUCUAGGAGUGAUUUGUAUAGGCUUUAACUUGCUGCCACUAUGGUGGGACUGCGUGGGUUUGCUUUCCUAAACCUAGUUAGAAUAGGAAACACAUGCACUGUGUCAGAUCUAUUGAUUGUAUAUUGAUUAGUAAUAUAAUUUAGUUUCCCCAAAUAGCACUGAAAUUUGAUAGGUUCUUGUACCAAGAUCAGGCAAAGUAUUAUCAGAACUCCUGUUCAGCUGGGAGUCUGAAGAUGCAUGGUUGCAACACUCGCACUUAGAAAAUCACACUGUAUUUAUAAUUUUUUUUAUUAUACAGUUAGCAAAGUCACGAACACUCAAAACCCUGUGAGGCAGGUAGAAAGAAUACAGAAUGUGCUGAGCAUCCAGGUACUUUCAUCAUCCCGUGCAAAACAACCUGCAGUGUUAGUGAUCUUCGCCCUCGCCAUCACCAUCAGUCAUCAUCUUGGCAUCUCUCAAGGCACACAGGGUGGGAUACAACUUUUAUAAUGUUACACUUAUGCCACCAUGUGCAAUGCAAACUGAGAUGGGGUUUCAGGCCCUUUUCGUUAUUUUGUAGUUCCUCACUGUAAUGUUGGGAUGCCCUUCUCCAAUAGAUUAAUCCUUUUACCUUGAUUUUAUUAGCAUAUAAUUCAGUCAGUUACCAUGGCAUUUUUGUUGUCAGACAGCUUCUGAUGUCCCUAAUUUAAAAUAUCUCAAGAUGCUAUGAACUAGUAUCUCGUGGUUACUUGUCAACAGUUUAGUUAUUACAGCAUUUUAUUGUUUAAAAUCAUAUUACCUAGGGUUACUUUUGGUUAACUACUUACGCUUAAGCCUUUUUGGACCUUGUGCCUUAAUUUAGCUAAACUAUAUUGUCUUACAGGCCUUGUAGGCUCAUUACAUUAUUGCCUUAAUUUACACCUAUGCCUCAUCUAGUAAAUACCUAUACCUGUAGGCUACAGCACUAAGGGGAAUUAGAAGCCUUUACUAAAGUGUCUCUAAUGAAUUGUUUUUUUGUAGCAAUUACUUAAUUAAAAAUGUGAUGUAAAACUACUGAAACCUAUUUAUAUUUUACUUUAGGUAUAUACAACCUUUAAUGUUAGAAUAAAUAUAUCUAUCUAGUA
Gopherus flavomarginatus (Mexican gopher tortoise) is the source of this 2965-nucleotide messenger RNA. RefSeq names its product THUMP domain containing 2 (gene THUMPD2). Gene Ontology annotation, biological process: tRNA methylation. The transcript has 10 exons. The coding region runs from base 21 to 1547 and encodes 508 amino acids. The record is from RefSeq and is a predicted model, not a curated record. Lineage: Eukaryota; Metazoa; Chordata; Testudines; Testudinidae. Gene Ontology annotation, molecular function: RNA binding; tRNA (guanine) methyltransferase activity.